Molecule: messenger RNA, 1082 nt
Organism: Dichomitus squalens LYAD-421 SS1
Lineage: Eukaryota; Fungi; Basidiomycota; Agaricomycetes; Polyporales; Polyporaceae
Product: arabinogalactan endo-1,4-beta-galactosidase
Exons: 6
Coding region: 1-1029 (342 amino acids)
Biological process (GO): pectin catabolic process
Molecular function (GO): glucosidase activity
Source: RefSeq, a predicted model, not a curated record
AUGAUUCUCCUCCCUCUCCUGCUGCUCUCGUUCUCCUGGCUCGGGAGCGCCCUGACUUACCACGGCGCUGAUAUCUCCUCGUUGACUGUCGUGGAGGAGGCGGGAGUGCACUUUAGGGAUAACGGCAAAACCUUGCCUUUUGAGAUUAUCCUGAAGAACCAUGGCAUGAACGCUGCGCGUGUUCGUAUCUGGACCGCCGGACAGUACAACCUGCAAUACGGCCUUGCUCUUGGGAAGCGUAUCAAGGACGCUGGGAUGACGCUCAUCGUCGACCUGCACUUCAGCGAUACAUGGGCCGACCCGGGUCACCAGUCCAUUCCCUCCAGUUGGCCCACCGACUUGAACGGUUUGAACACGCAGAUCUAUUCCUACACACAGAAUGUCACUAAGAGCUUUGCGAACCAAGGCACCCCCAUUGAUAUCCUUCAGGUCGGCAACGAGAUCAACAACGGUCUACUCUGGCCAGUGGGCGAGGUUUCCUCAGCUGGGUACCACCCCCUCUCCGAGCUCCUCCACUCCGCCAUCAACGGUGCCAAGUCCGUCGCCUCGCCCAAGAUCCUCAUCCACCUCGCCAACGGCUGGGACUGGUCAGGCCUCGACUCCUGGUUCUCAAACGUAUACGUCCCCGGGGCGCUCUCCGCCGAGCAGGUCGACAUCGUCGGCGUCUCGUUCUACCCGUUCUACGACGCCGGCGCGACCCUCUCCGCGCUCAAGUCGAGCCUGACGAACUUCACGAAGAACUUCGGGAAGCCCAUAGUCGUCGCCGAGACGGACUGGCCCGUGAGCUGCUCGGGCGUAUCCUUGACGGAGCCGAGCAUCUCCGUGUCGGCGAGCGGACAGCAGACCUGGACGAACGACAUCAAGAACAUCUUGGCUGGACUUCCCAAUGGGAGGGGCCAAGGGAUCUUCUAUUGGGAGCCUGGUUGGGUCGGAAGCGCGAACUUGGGAUCUGCCUGCGCGGACAACCUCUUGGUUGACUCUUCGGGAAACACCCGCACUUCGAUCAACAUCUUCAGCCAAGACAUGUGAAUGAGGGCUGAGGGAACAAAAAACGCGUUUUGAUUGCCAGCGUAGUCUUAUAC